AUGGACAAUAAUCCCCCAAUUGGCGAAGCUGCUGAAAAGAUUCAGUAUGACAAUACUACAUUCCAUAUUCUUCCUUGAUUAUUUCCUAGAGUUGCAGCGAUUAUUUGGGGAAAUCAGGUUAAACUCUCUGAGAGCUCUAAAAAGAUUGCUAAGAAUAUUUAUAAAUUCGAUCAAAGUUUAAAGUUUAACUACCCCUACAUAUAUUUCAAAGAGAACCAAGAAACCCCAGGAAGAGGCGACUCUGACGCCACAAUUGCUACAUCCAAUGAAAGCGUUAGUAAUUCGUCUCAAAGAGAUGCCGAGGACGCUGUAGAUGCUGAGCAUCAAGAAAAAUAUCAUGAAGAACAAGAGAGCGAAGAAGAGAAUGAAAUGGAAGAUCAAAAAUCUGAAGACAGCUCAAGUUUAGAAUCAAGCCAAGAGGAAAACAGCAAAUCAAAUUCAACCAGCACAACUAGUUCCUUUGAUAUAAUAGAAGAUAAUAAAUCAGAGUCUAGCUAUGAUGAUUGUUACCACCAUCCCAAUUUUUUAGACGAAGAGUACUUCCAAAUUAGCGGUAGCCAAGAAAGAAGUGACAACUCAUCAUCAAUUCCUUGAUCUUCGCUAUCUGACUCUGAUGAUUCUUAUAAUGAAGAAGAAAAGGAAUAUGAAGCCCAAUAUUAUGACCAAUAUGGGGACAGCCAAGAAGAUAGUGAAGAAAAGAGUCUUUCAUCAGAUAGUGAAGAAGAGAGUCUUUCGUCAGAUAGUGAAGAGGAGAGUCUCUCAUCAGGCAGCGAAGAAAAGAGUCUAUCAUCAGACAGCGAAGAGGAGGGUCUAUCAUCAGACAAUGAAGACAACAGCUCAGAAUCUUCAAGUGAAGAUUCUUUUAGUGAUUCAGAGGAUCAUUACAUCCAGAAAUCUUGGUAAUUUAUGUUAG
This is a messenger RNA of Moneuplotes crassus, 913 nucleotides long. NCBI's taxonomy places the organism in Eukaryota, Ciliophora, Spirotrichea, Euplotida, Euplotidae. The record is from the annotation of a GenBank genome assembly.